This is a messenger RNA of Mauremys reevesii (Reeves's turtle), 1736 nucleotides long. RefSeq names its product transforming growth factor beta 1 induced transcript 1 (gene TGFB1I1). The record is from RefSeq and is a predicted model, not a curated record. Bases 113 to 1606 code for a protein of 497 amino acids. The transcript has 11 exons. NCBI's taxonomy places the organism in Eukaryota, Metazoa, Chordata, Testudines, Geoemydidae.
GCGCAGGGGCCGGAGCCGGGCUCCCUGGCUCUUCGGGAAGACGCGUCACGGGGCGUGGGGGGGGGCGGGAAGGGGGGGCUCUGUCUCCAUCCGCCGCUGGGGCCGGGCCGCCAUGGACGACCUGGAUGCCCUGCUGGCUGAUCUGGAGACCACGACCUCUCACAUUUCCAAGCGCCCGGUACUGCUCACGGACUCUGGGGCAGCCCACGCCAAUGGGCUGGGGCAGGAUGGGACGCCUGAGGCCAGGCCCCCACCGCCACCCUACAACCCUCAGCAGCAGGCCAUGUCUGUGGACCCUCAGCCUGUCUCUGCCCCACCUAGCGGGGGCGAUAAAGAGCAUCUCUACAGCACUGUCUGCAAGCCCCGCUCGCCCCGGCCCAAGGAGCCAGCCGCGCCACCCUUCUCCUCGUCCAGCGGGGUGCUGGGCGCCGGCCUCUGUGAGCUGGACCGGCUGCUGCAGGAGCUCAACGCCACGCAGUUCAACAUCACAGAUGAAAUCAUGUCCCAGUUCCCAACCAACAAGAGCCCUGAUGGGGAGAAGCAGAAGGAGAAGCCAGAGGAUGCUGGGGAAGGGGGGUCCCCAAGCCGCUCUGCUGGCUCCACCCCCCCUCCUGUGAAGCCAUCAGCCACAUCUGCUACCCUGGAGCUGGACAAACUCAUGGCCUCCUUGUCGGACUUCAGAGUCCAGAGCAAUCUCCCGGGGGUCUCGGCUGCGCCGCCCCCAGCCCCCACCCGAGUCUCCCUGGCGCAGCAGCCGGUGUUGUCAUCCGUCUGCCCCAGCCCCUCUGGCCAGCCCCCCACAGCAGCGCCCACCCCGCAGGGUGGCAACUUGGACAGCAUGCUGGUGAUGCUGCAGUCGGACCUGAGCCGCCAGGGGAUCUCCACCAGCACCAAGGGGCUGUGCGCCUCCUGCCAGAAACCCAUCGCUGGGCAGGUGGUGACGGCACUGGGCAACACCUGGCACCCCGAGCACUUCGUCUGCACCCACUGCCAGAAGGAGAUGGGGGGCAGCAACUUCUUCGAGAAGGAUGGCGCCCCCUACUGUGAGAGGGACUACUUCCAGCUUUUCUCGCCCCGCUGCGGCCUCUGCAACGAGCCCAUCCUGGAUAAAAUGGUGACAGCUCUGGACAAGAACUGGCACCCGGAGCAUUUCUGCUGUGUGAAGUGCGGGAGGCCCUUCGGGGAGGAAGGCUUCCAUGAGAAGGACGGCCAGCAGUACUGCCGCCAGGACUUCUACGAGCUCUUCUCCACCCGCUGCCAGGGCUGUGGCCAGGCCAUCCUGGAGAACUACAUCUCGGCCCUCAGCGCCCUCUGGCACCCCGAGUGCUUCGUCUGCAGGGAGUGCUACGCGCCGUUCCUGCAGGGCAGUUUCUUCGAGCACGGCGGGCGGCCCUUCUGCGAGACGCACUACCACAAGCAGCGGGGCUCGCUGUGCUGGGGCUGCGAGAAGCCCAUCGCCGGGCGCUGCAUCACCGCCAUGGCCCGCAAGUUCCACCCCGAGCACUUCGUCUGCGCCUUCUGCCUCAAGCAGCUCAACAAGGGCACCUUCAAGGAGCAGAACGACAAGCCCUACUGCCACCCCUGCUUCCUCAAGCUCUUUGGCUAAGCCACGCCCUUGUCUGGGCAGGCCCCGCCCCCAGGCCAAGCCACACCCCAUCAGGCCCCGCCCAGAAGCCAUGUCACGGCCCACUCCCACAGCCACGCUUCAGCAGGCCAUGCCCUGGGCACAUCCCACU